AUUUCAAAUUCUCUUUAGUUUCUACCAAAGAAUUCUCUAGCAAAUCAUCCACCUAAAAAAAACACUUCAUUUAUUCUUGAUAAACUCUGAGUUUUACUAAGAAGAUGGGGUUCAUUUCUGGCAACAAUAAGAAACUUCUUUCAAAGAUAGCAACUAAUGAUGGACAUGGAGAAAACUCAUCAUAUUUUGAUGGUUGGAAAGCUUAUGAAAAUGAUCCUUUUCAUCUAACACAAAAUCGUAAUGGUGUUAUUCAGAUGGGUCUUGCUGAAAAUCAGCUUUGCUUUGAUUUAAUCCAAGAAUGGGUAGUCAAUAACCCAAAAGCUUCCAUUUGCACAUCUGAAGGAGCUCAAGAUUUUAAGGAUAUUGCUAUUUUUCAAGACUAUCAUGGCUUGCCAGAAUUCAGAAAGGCUGUUUCAAGAUUCAUGGAGAAAGUGAGAGGAGAUAGAGUGACAUUUGAUCCGGAAAGAAUAGUCAUGAGCGGAGGAGCAACUGGAGCCAUUGAAACUCUGACAUUUUGUUUGGCUGAUCCUGAUGAUGCAUUUCUAGUUCCUACACCAUAUUAUCCAGGAUUUGACAGAGAUUUGAGGUGGAGAACAGGAGUACAACUUUUUCCUGUUGUUUGUGAGAGUUCUAACAAUUUCAAGGUUACAAAAGAAGCCUUAGAAGAUGCAUAUGAGAAAGCUCAAGAAUCUAACAUCAGAGUCAAAGGAUUACUCAUAAACAAUCCAUCAAAUCCAUUGGGCACAGUUUUGGACAGGGAAACAUUAAAAGACAUACUAAGAUUCAUCAAUGACAAAAACAUCCACCUAGUAUGCGACGAAAUCUAUGCUGCUACCGCGUUUAGCCAGCCCUCCUUCAUCAGUAUCGCGGAAGUUAAAGAGGAAGUUGUUGGAUGCAACGAAAAUUUAGUGCACAUCAUUUAUAGCCUGUCGAAAGAUCUAGGGUUCCCUGGAUUCAGAGUCGGAAUCAUUUACUCAUACAAUGAUGUUGUUGUGAAUAUUGCGCGAAAAAUGUCAAGUUUUGGGCUCGUUUCAACACAAACACAACGAUUGAUUGCUUCCAUGUUAUCGGAUGACAUCUUCGUUGAAAAUUUUAUCGCGAAGAGCUCAGUGAGGUUAUCACAAAGGCAUGGUUUGUUCACUAAGGGACUAGCUCAAGUUGGAAUUAGCACAUUGAAGAGUAAUGCAGGACUAUUUUUCUGGAUGGAUUUGAGAAGGCUUCUUAAAGAGCCAACAUUUGAAGAUGAAUUGGAUCUUUGGCAUAUAAUUAUUAAUGAAGUGAAACUCAAUGUCUCUCCUGGUUGUUCAUUUCAUUGCUCUGAGCCUGGUUGGUUUAGAGUUUGUUUUGCUAAUAUGGAUGAUGAAACUAUGAGAGUUGCGUUGAGAAGAAUUAGGCACUUUGUGCUUAAAGAAAAUAAGGGACUUGAAGUUGCAUCCAAGAAACAAUGCAGGAGGAACAAACUUGAAAUUAGUUUAUCUUUUAGAAGAUUGGAUGAUUUCAUGAACUCUCCUUUCAUGAAUUCUCCUCACUCUCCAAUGUCUUCUCCUAUGGUCCAAGCUAGGACUUGAAAAAAGGAAGAGCUUAUCAUCAAUAUUAGUUUUUGUCGAUAACGGUGCAUCCAGCUUGCGCACAAAUCGACUGUUUCACCGAGUACCUGAUAGGCGUUCAGUUCAGCAUCUUGGCACACAACAAUUUCACCAAGUACCUGAUACCACUGUCUAAUUGAAGGAGGGUAAAUUCUUUAAUUGUAGUUGUUGGUAAGUCUAGUUACACAACAUAGAAUGGAAGUUCAUAGAGAUUCUUUGAAUUUUUUAAUUGAGACUUUUUUGCCUAUGCUAUGAUUGCAAAAAGCAAUCAAAUAGGCUUCUAUAUAUUGUUGAAUAUAAUUUUGUUCUUGGGUUUUUUGUAUACCUUCUUGUAAUUGAAGGAGAUCAGUAGUAACUUGUUUUUAAGAAGCAAGUGUAUUUCUCAGA
Messenger RNA from Lycium ferocissimum, 1973 nucleotides. Its product is annotated as 1-aminocyclopropane-1-carboxylate synthase-like. Gene Ontology annotation, molecular function: transaminase activity; pyridoxal phosphate binding. Gene Ontology annotation, biological process: biosynthetic process; amino acid metabolic process. Bases 105 to 1568 code for a protein of 487 amino acids. The record is from RefSeq and is a predicted model, not a curated record. NCBI's taxonomy places the organism in Eukaryota, Viridiplantae, Streptophyta, Magnoliopsida, Solanales, Solanaceae. The transcript has 4 exons.